GCUUCCACGGAGGUCUGGUGUAGGCCUCUGUGAAUCCUGAACUCGAGUAGGGCCCAAGCCAGCCAGGAAGGAGGAGGCAGCCAGAGAGGCCUCCACUGUUCUCUGCAGCAGAAGACCCCCUGCUGCCAGGAGAGCAGCUGUCUAUGACCAGCCAGCAUAUGGAGACCCUGGGUCAAUACAAGAUCACUGUCUGGGAGGAAGAAAACUUCCAGGGGAAGCGAUGUGAGUUCCUGAUGGAAUGUCCCAGCAUCAUGGAACGUGGCUUCCGCAAGAUCCGCUCCAUCAAAGUGGAAAGUGGCCCCUGGGUGGGGUUUGAGUAUCCUGAAUACCAGGGACAGCAAUUUAUCUUGGAGAAAGGUGACUAUCCUCGCUGGGAAGCCUGGAGUGGGAACAGUGGCUACAGGACUGAGCACCUGCUCUCUUUUCGGACCAUCAAGUGUGCUAACCACAGUGACAGCAAAGUGAGCUUGUAUGAGGCAGAGAACUUCCAAGGACGCAAGUUUGAGCUCAGCGAUGACUACCCGUCCCUGCAGGCCAUGGGCUGGGGCAACAAGGAGGUAGCCUCCAUCAAGGUCAACGCUGGAGCGUGGGUGGCAUAUCAAUACCCAGGCUACCGGGGCUACCAGUAUGUUCUAGAGCGGGACAAACAGAAUGGCGAAUACAAGAAGUACAGCGAAUACAGCACCCAGGCCCAUACCAACCAGAUCCAAUCCAUCCGCCGUGUCCAGCACUGAGCCGCGUGUUAGCAGCAGCCGCACCGGCCCCUCCCACAGCCCACACCUGCCUCUGUGCCCCCAGGGCCCACCCAGCAGCCAAUAAAGGCAUUUACCAAACCCA
Molecule: messenger RNA, 837 nt
Organism: Hemicordylus capensis (graceful crag lizard)
Lineage: Eukaryota; Metazoa; Chordata; Lepidosauria; Squamata; Cordylidae
Gene: CRYBA2
Product: crystallin beta A2
Exons: 5
Coding region: 144-734 (196 amino acids)
Biological process (GO): visual perception; lens development in camera-type eye
Molecular function (GO): structural constituent of eye lens
Source: RefSeq, a predicted model, not a curated record